Molecule: messenger RNA, 1803 nt
Organism: Oldenlandia corymbosa var. corymbosa
Lineage: Eukaryota; Viridiplantae; Streptophyta; Magnoliopsida; Gentianales; Rubiaceae
Source: the annotation of a GenBank genome assembly
CUCUAAUGACUUGAUGAAUUUCUGUUGAAUCUGUGAAAUCUUUGGCGGCUAGGGUUCGUCCGUUUCAUUAGUUUUUUCCGAAGCGUGUGAAUUUCGGAAUUUGAGUUUGCCGGAAAGUUUUUUUGUUGUGCCAAAAUUCAUGCAUAGUUUUUCUUUGCUGAUAAAACUACUCCCAUGAUUUCGUCGAGUUAUAUGUUUUAUUUUUAUUUUUCCGUUCAGUGUCUUCCUUCUUAUUUCUCACAGAGGUCUCUCUUCUUUAAUGCCAUGCGCUGUUGGAUUGCGGAAUUUUGGAUUGGAUUGUUAAAUUAAUUUUUGGCCUUGGUGUAAACACCGAUUUUUAUUUUUUUUAAAAAAACAAUUUGGGUUUUGAUCACUGGAAUUUUAUGUGGUUUUGAUGGAUUUGGUGGGCUUUUUUGGUGUCUAUGAUCCUCAUGAUCUUGAUCUUGCACUUGUGCAGGAGUUUUAGAAGUUCUUUUUGCACGGUUAUUUGCUUGGAGUUCUCCUAGAAAUUGGAGAAGAUGAGGCCGAUUCUGAUGAAAGGCCAUGAGAGGCCAUUAACAUUCCUCAAGUACAACACAGAGGGUGAUCUUCUGUUUUCCUGUGCUAAGGAUAACAAUCCCACUGUGUGGUUUGCCGACAAUGGGGAAAGGCUAGGCACUUAUCGUGGCCACAACGGUGCCGUCUGGUCCUGCGAUGUUUCAAGGGAUUCAUCUUUGCUAAUGACUGGAAGUGCGGAUCAGUCCGCAAAGCUAUGGUCUGUCCAAACAGGGAUGCCGUUGUUCACCUUUCGCUUUAAAGGCGCUGUUAAAUCUGUUGAUUUUUCAACUGGCGAUAAGCUUGCUGUAUUAACAAUUGAUCCAUUUAUGGAGUUGCCAUCUGCAAUUCAUGUCAAACGGAUUGCCCAAGAUCCUAGUGAUCAGGCCACUGAGUCUAUCCAAGUAAUAAAAGGCCCUCAGGGAAGAAUUAACAGGGCUGUUUGGGGUCCCUUGAACAGGACAAUAAUAAGUGCUGGUGAAGAUUCUAUUGUUCGUAUAUGGGAUUCAGAGACCGGGAAAUUACUAAAGGAGUCGGACAAAGAAACCGGCCACAAAAAAGGCAUUUCAUCACUUGAAAUAUCCAGUGAUGGUUCACAUUUCAUCACUGGUUCCCUGGAUAAAUCUGCUAAGUUAUGGGAUGCAAGGACAUUGACGCUUCUGAAGACGUAUACCUCCGCAUCUUUUGUAUAUGCAGUGACAAUGUCCCCGACCCAUGAUCAUAUUGUACUUGGAGGUGGUCCGGAUGCACGAUUAGUUACUACCACUGGGACUGGGGAUUUUGAGGCAAAAUUCUACGACAAGAUUCUUGAAGAAGAAAUCGGAGGCGUUAAGGGGCACUUUGGCCCAAUCAAUGCUUUGGCGUUCAAUCCAGAUGGAAAAAGUUUUGCAAGUGGAGGUGAAGAUGGAUAUGUGAGACUACAUCACCUGGAUCAAGAGUACUUCAAGUUGUGAUGGGUUCCAUUUUUCCCCAUCCAAUGUUGGUUACUUUUUGUAAAUUGAAAUUGUCAUAGGCGAAGAAUAUUUCCAGUUAUCACUGGCACCUUUUCCUUGUGAGCUUUAUCGUUAUCUGGUUACAACAUGUAGACUGAGAGGAGACGAACCUGACAUUACCUCCUUAUAUCGUAGGAUCCAUGUUGGAGUUUUUAUGGUCUGAAUAUUUGAAUAUAAUUUAGGACAGGAAUCACAAAACAAUGAUUAAUAAUCUUUUAAACUUUUUUUUUUUUUUUUGGCUUACUUGAAUUGAGAUAACGAUGCCAAGAAGGCGGAG